This is a messenger RNA of Zootermopsis nevadensis, 7558 nucleotides long. RefSeq names its product sortilin-related receptor. Gene Ontology annotation, biological process: post-Golgi vesicle-mediated transport. Lineage: Eukaryota; Metazoa; Arthropoda; Insecta; Blattodea; Termopsidae. Gene Ontology annotation, cellular component: membrane; Golgi apparatus. Gene Ontology annotation, molecular function: protein binding. The record is from RefSeq and is a predicted model, not a curated record.
AGAGGUUCUUGCUGUAGUUGAUUCGUGCUAGUCAUGCAAGAUGGCUGUUAUUGGGAGAUUUGAGGAUUUGGUGUUCUUACUUUUUAUGAUAGUUGUUUCACCACAAAUUUCAGAGAUAUACGGGCAGCGUAUUAGAUCACUUUAUGUGGAACCCCGUAAAGAAAAUACAAAUAUUAAUAUAUUUGAGAGUAGUGAAACACGUAAUUCUGGGCAAUAUCCAACCGGUAUUCGGAAAUCAGUUUCUCUGACAGGUCACAAUGUAUACAAGAGGUCUGCAAUACCUGAAGCCAACGUUGCAACCCAUGUUUUUCCCCUGAAUGAUAGCCAUCAGCAGUUGAUGGUACAUUGGGCCGGUGAGGGAUCAGAUGUUAUUUUAUGUCUGGCUCGCGAUUCGCCGAGAUUUGCAGCAGCGAGCAAUCGGCCCUCAGCAGUAUACAUCUCAUACGACUAUGGAAACACAUUUCAAAACAAGACAGAAGAUUUCAGGCUGGAAGGCGAGGGAUUUUCAUAUGCAUUCCUGGAGAAAUUCUUUAUUCAUCCAAAAUAUAAUUCUCAUUGUGUGUUUACGGAUCCUCAGAAUCAAGUGAUUUUUGUUACAAAAGAUUAUGGGAAAAACAUUAUGAGGAUAAAGGUUUCAUUCACUCCAUCAGAAGUUUCAUUUCAUGAAGAUGAACCUCUGAUCUUCCUUGUCUAUGAUAAAGCAAAUUCUGCAAAGCAGCUAUGGAUUACAAGAGAUUAUGGGCAUACGUUCUCAGUGGUCCAGGAGUAUGUGAAAGCCUUCUUCUGGUUCAAUUCAGACGCCGAUGGACAGCCGAGACUUUUGUAUGUUGAACGUGAGGAGCCCAGUGGAUCGUCUACUGUGUUAGCAUCUCCUACCAUGUUUGAAGGACGUAAUUACACGGUGCUUAUUCGUGGAGUGGAGGACUUUCAAGUUCGAGAUGACUUCAUGUUUGCAACUAAGAAGGUCGAUGUGAACAAUUUGGAUCUCUACGUCUCGUACAAACGGGGAAAUUUCAUGCGAGCGCACUUCCAGUCUGAGCUGGACCGUCGAGCGUACCACGUGGCAGAUGUCAGCGAUGGACAAGUGAUGGUGGUUGUGAAUCACACAGGAAUGCUUACCAACCUUUAUGUGUCCCAGCUGAAGGACUCCACAGGAAUUUACUUUGCUCUGUCACUUGAACGAAUCUUCUGUUACUUCCCCAACUCAACCUGGAUGGGAUCGUGGCUCAGAGAUGUGGCAGAUGAAUCGUUUGCUGAUCUUACCAAGGUACAAGGACUGCGUGGAAUCUAUAUCGCAUCCCAGAUAACUUUGUCAGCUGGAUUAAGCCGCGUAGGACCAGAACACAUCUCGACUUUAAUUACGUUUGACCGUGGUGGGGAAUGGAGACCCUUGCGAGCGUUUUUGGUCGAUAACGAGGGCCGGCAGAUCGCGUGCGACAUAGCAGAGAACUGUUCGCUGCAUUUGUCACAGAGGUUUUCCCAGCUGUAUCCUGUGACACGCUCUGUUCCUAUCCUCACUACCAAGUCUGCUCCUGGUAUCAUAAUUGCUAUGGGCGUUAUAGGAACGUCUCUGAAAGGCCACCCUAGCGUGUUCCUCAGUCGUGAUGCAGGUCUCACUUGGAGGCGGCUGUUCCAAGACUAUUACUACUUCAAUGCCGGCGAUCAUGGCGGCAUUCUCGUGGCAGUGAAGUACUUUAGAUCUCAAGGAGAGACUCGAGAACUGCUGUACUCGACGGACGAAGGAGAUAAUUGGCACACGCAGAAGUUUCACGCGGAUGAUCUACGGAUUUAUGGCCUGAUGACGGAGCCUGGUGAAAACACCACUGUUUUCACCAUGUUUGGUUCUGCGACAGGACAGCAUCAGUGGCUUAUAAUUAAAGUGGACUUCAGCAAGGUUUUUAGUUAUAAUUGUACCGACGAAGAUUACAAAUUCUGGUCACCAAGCAGUGGCUCUGGUGCUCACAUGCCAUGCGUGCUAGGCCUCAAGGAGACGUACCAGCGCCGCAUUCCACACUCGAACUGCUUCAAUGGACGUGAUUAUGAUAGGCCAAUUAAAAUGGAAGUUUGUGAUUGUGAUAUAGAAGAUUAUGAUUGUGAUGUUGGAUUCGUAAGGCACAUGCCUACAGGAACGUGCAUUCAUAACAGGACGUCCGUUCUUGAUCCAUACAAGCCCCCGUCUUCUUGUCGUCCAGGAGAGACUUACGAACGUACGAAAGGCUACGUAAAAAUUGCUGGUGACGUUUGCACCGUCAGCAACGAUGAUAAAUUUAGGCCAGACAAAAUUCCAUGCCGUUUUGAUGAGGAACAAGAAUUUAUUCUUCUUGCUCAGCGAGAUAAAAUUACAAGAAUAAGUUUGGAUGCUGACAAUACCUUUAGACCAUUACCCAUUUUUGGUCUCAGAAACGUGAUUGCGAUUGAUUUUGACAUGCGCAACAACUGUGUGUAUUGGGCUGACAUUAUCAAUGAUUCUAUUGGUCGACAAUGUUUGGAUGGAUUGGCAAAACCAGAAAUUCUUGUAGAGAAUCAUCUGUCAUCGAUUGAAGGAAUGGCUUUAGAUUGGGUGUCGAAUGUGUUGUAUUUUGUUGAUGGCAUACAAGCCAAAAUAGAGAUAAUUCGUACAGACGUGAACUAUGAAGGUCGCAUGCGCAAGACGAUACUUGGACCUGACAAACUGAAGAAACCCCGCGGCAUUGCCGUUCAUCCAGUGAGAGGGUACAUAUUUUGGACUGAUUGGGCACCAGGGGAACCUAGCGUGAACAGGGCAGAACUAGAUGGCAGUAAGGUUGUGCGUCUGUUCAAGAAACCUGUAGUGGAGUGGCCAAAUGGUAUUACUAUUGACCACAUCGCAGAGAGAAUCUACUGGGUUGAUGCACAUAAGGACUACAUCGCUUCUGCUGACCUCGAUGGACAUAAAUUUACCAAAAUAAUUGCUGAUGAUGAACACGUGUCUCAUCCAUUUGCUGUGGCUGUAUUUAAGGACAAUGUCUAUUGGGAUGACUGGAAAUUGAAUGCAGUGUUUUCAGCGGACAAGGAUCACGGAGUAGGAAUUGUCAGACUUCAGAGUGAUCUGCAUGGAGUCAUGGACCUCAAGGUAUUUGCUCAUGGUGUCCAAGAGGGAACAAAUGCUUGUAGCCACCAGUCCAGGAUCCAGUGUUCUCACCUGUGCCUUGGGAAACCAAAUAAGGAGUACGCUUGCCUGUGUCCUGAUGGCAUGGAGCUAAACAAGAACGGUUCAGCUGAAAAUUGCAUGUGUCCAGGAAAGAAACCUACUAAUGAAAAAGGAACUUGCCCUACAGCAAAUAGUACCUGUUCAUCAGAUUACUUUUCCUGCAAUAAUGGAGUGUGUAUACCGGAGCUGUGGAAAUGUGACGGAGAAGAUGACUGUGCCGACGGGUCGGAUGAAGUGGGGUGUGUUCACACGACGUGCGAGCCCAACAUGUUUACGUGCAAGGAUGGAAAAUGCAUCCCACCUUACUGGCUCUGUAAUUUUGAACGUGAUUGCUCUGAUGGCAGCGAUGAAGAAGGAUGCUCACAUCAGAAUUGCACUGUUGAAGAAUUUCGUUGUAAUAAUGGGCAGUGCAUAUCGCGACGUUGGCUCUGUGAUGGGGAGGAUGACUGCAAGGAUAGAUCGGAUGAAAUCAAUUGUCCAAGUCCGACACCUCCCGCUCGUUGCACACUGGCAGAGUUUCAGUGCAUUUCUUCCAAGCAGUGCAUACCAAAUUCUUGGCAGUGUGAUGGUGAACGUGAUUGUUCUGAUUUGUCAGACGAAAUGAACUGUAAGAACAAGACGUGUAAUCUCUGGCAAUUUCAGUGCAAGAAUGAGCGUUGUAUAUAUAGUUCUUGGAGAUGUGACGGAGAUGACGACUGUCAGGACCAACCUGGGCGAACCGGUUCAGACGAGGAGAACUGUACAUCCACUAUGCCACCAACUUUACCAACUCCACAUGUUUUGUGGCCAAAUAACUCGUGUAACUCGUGGAUGUUCCGUUGUACCAACAAAGUUUGCAUCCCCUUCUGGUGGAAGUGUGACGGCGUAAAUGACUGUGGUGAUGGUUCAGAUGAACUUGGCUGCGGACAGGACGUUGAUCCCAGCAGUACCUCAACCAGUACUGCGCCUACUACUCCAGUAACGUGCAGUGAAAACCAUUUCCGUUGUUAUAGCGGAAAGUGUAUAUUGUCCUCGUGGGUAUGUGAUGGAGCCAAAGAUUGCAGAGAUGGUGAGGAUGAGGAGAACUGUCAGAGCACUAGAAAUUGUGGACCCAAUUCGUUCAUGUGCCAUGCGGAUGGAUCGUGCAUGCCUAUAACCCAAGCUUGUGAUGGAAUAAUUCAGUGUCCAGAUGGCUCUGAUGAAUCUGUUUGUCAUCCACUUCCUAGUCCGUCCACUAGUUGUCCUCCAGGGCAUUUCAGUUGUGACGGGAGUCAGUGCUUCCCAUUGGCUCGACUGUGCGACAAGCAUCAGGACUGUUACGAUGGUUUUGAUGAAAACAAUUGUGACAACAGCACCAGAAUUUACCAGGUAACGCAGAUGGGAGUUGAUGAUUAUGGAUCAAACUCAUCUUCAUUGCAUUUGUACUGGUGGAUCCACAACUCUUCUGCACCGCUCGAGUUCCUUCCGUCAUAUGCCGAAGUAUUUAAUCAAAGGAAUUCAAACUGGACAAAUACUACGUGGAUAGAUCGCAUGGAGUAUCUCUUCUUUAGCCUGAAGCCAUAUACUACAUAUAACUUGACCGUGUAUGUGAGGAUGAAAGGCGAGACGCAGGUGUACCCUCCUGUGAAGUAUGUCACUGCUGUAACUGGCCAGGGCGUGCCAUCACCUCCAUGGAAUGUAACAGUGAAUCAGCUGAACGCACAUCAAGUUGUUGUGAAUUGGCAGCCGCCGAGGUCACCCAACGGAAAAAUAGUCAAUUAUGUCAUAUUUCUGACCCCACCCAUUCCACCCGUUUCGCAGUUGCAAAGCGGUUCCAAAACCAGCUUCACCGUGAACAGCGACUACGUCGCUAAUGGAAAAUAUUCUUUCUGGGUGAUAGCAAGGAAUGAAGCUCAUGACAGUAACAGUUCAGCAGUAGCGACUUUGGCGUUUGAUGGUGACGCAGCUAUUGAGGCUGUCGAAGGAUUGGGGCUGGAACACAAAGACAACCGCAGUGUGAGUUUGACGUGGAAGAAAGUGAACAAAGCCGAUGGAUACUACGUGGUUCCUAAGAGCAUGCCUCCUUAUCCAAACCUUGAGAUGAAUACGACAAAAAUAAACAAAAUUACAGUAUCAAAUCUAGCUCCUGGAACUGUCUAUAUCAUGGAAGUGUCAGCCUAUAAGAAAUCGUUCACAGGCCAACCUGCAUCCAUCACAGUAAAAACAGAUGGCAAGCCACUCCCCCAAGUUUCAGGAUUGGUGGCAGAUUUAUUGAAGACUAGUGGUACAACCGUAAAACUUCGUUGGAACCUCGCAAAGGAUGACAGCUACAAAGAGGAAUGGGAAUAUGGCAUCUAUUACGCACUCAACACAACAGAUCUCCUUUCAAGACCCAAGCUUAGCACAAAGGCUUUGAAUGCAACUGUGGGAAACUUGGAAGCUUGUGAAUCGUACAUUUUUGCCGUGGGAGUGAUUGGCCCCCUCGGUCUGGGCCCGUUAUCGGCUAAUCCGUCAACUUUGGUUACGAGGUUCAAUGUGAAUGCUGCGCCGAAGAAUCUGAUGGUGACUGGAGAUCCUCACAAUGAGACGAUUAUGCACGUCCAGUGGCGCUCUUCCUGUCCUGCAAUGACUGACAAGGUUUCUUACAUGGUAACGGUGACAGAACUGAACUUAAAUAUCAGUUAUUCGGUAACGUUGUUGUCCACGUCCAUGACUGAGCUGUCCCACUGGUUUUCAGUCCAUUAUGGAGGUCAUUAUAGAGUGACAGUGCAGACAUACAGUGAAGAUGCCAUUCCAACGAAAGCUGUCGAGUAUUUGGCACCACCCAUUCAGCCCCCUCACCAACUUCAGGUUCUACCUGAACGUAAUGGCAGUUACAUAGUGUACUGGAAAGAGAGGGGCCUUCCAGCUGCAAUUGCCAAUACGACGUUCCAGUAUAUUGUGCUCGUAUCUGAAGGAUCUGUCUUGAAUGAAAGCACAGCUGCACAGUACACUACAUCUGGCCCCCCUUUCAUAUUGGACAAAGUGCAGGAGGGUGCCAUCUACUCUUUCGCUGUCAAGUUAGAGACGAGUGAUGGGUACCGUUCGCAGAUCUCAGAAGUGAGCUCUGUUGAGAUGCCAGUGGGUUCCUGGAAAGCCGUGCUGUCUCCUCGAAACAUCGUCAGUGUGGUGGUACCCGUCAUGCUGGUUGUGACAGCACUCUGUGGUGCGUUGGCUUUCUUUGUGCUGCGACAUCGCCGUCUGCAACGCAGCUUCUCAUCUUUUGCCAAUAGUCAUUAUGACACGCGUUCAGGCGCGGCAACAUUUUCUGGCGGCGACGGUUUAGAUGAAGAAGAUUCUCCCAUCAUCCGUGGUUUCUCUGACGACGAGCCAUUGGUGAUAGCUUGAGCAGAAUCUGUUAUCCGGCAGGUAAAUCCAUUGUCAAAUCUCUGUGAUACUGUAAUUGGUAAUACUGUUUUAUUGACAUGGACUAUGCUUAAAAUUCGACAGAAUACCGUUUCACCGUCGAUUAAAAAUUUUUGUGCUGUACUAGUGAUAAUUUCCACAGAUGACCACCACUAAAUAUUAAUUUCCGCAGUCUUACUGGCUGAUAAGUUUGCCGUAGAGUCUCUUGAUUGAAACAUUAUCAAUGUAAUGUGUUGUGGCGUUUCAUAAUUUCAGAGUGAGUAUUUUUAAGUAGAGGACAUGCAUAGAAAUCAAAGUAUUGCUGUUUUAUAUAUAUAUAUAUUAAUUUGUUAUAGGUUGUAACUUGUGUGUGGUGCAUGUGUGGGAAAAUUUUAGUGUUUUUUUAUCGAAGACUUUUUAUUUUAGAAAACAUUUUGUAUUAUUCUUUCUUACCCUUCUUAAAGUAUAAUUGUUUUUAUAGUUAGCGUGAUUAAUUCUAUCAUGAUGUUUGAAUGUUGGUGCAUUAGCACUUUGCUUUGUGAAUUUGUAUUAUAUUACAUUAUCGUUAAUUUUAAGUCGUUACAUAUGAGUGCACUUUGUCAAAUUGAAUUGCGUGAACUGAAAUGUGAUAAUGGUAAUUCUUAAACACUGACUGACAGGGGUGAUGAAAUUCAUUUAGGAAGUUCUCUUUUGAGGAUAAUGUUUUAUCAGUGGCAAAAAAAAUUAUUUGGAAAAAUGCAUUAUGGAAAAUAAAGAAGAAAUGCGGGCGCUUUCCAAUACAGGAAGGUUGUGAAUUUUUUUUUUCCCCUUUAUAUUUUAAUUUAGGUUGAUUUGGUAAGAUUACUGUUCGCACAAAUGUGUCACUGUGUUUUAUCAGCAGAAUAACAAUCUGCAUUACCUACAUCUAGCCAAAGAAUUCUGAAAUCUUGCUUUUAUUCUCUUAUAGUGCCAGAAAAAUUGUUUAAUUCUGCUUAGAAUCGUAAAUGUAAAUAUGUCAAUAUUUCCUGUUAUAUGCAUUGUGAUCAUAGUAAAUUGCAGUGAAACACU